Molecule: messenger RNA, 2611 nt
Organism: Scophthalmus maximus (turbot)
Lineage: Eukaryota; Metazoa; Chordata; Actinopteri; Pleuronectiformes; Scophthalmidae
Gene: lcmt2
Product: leucine carboxyl methyltransferase 2
Biological process (GO): tRNA methylation; wybutosine biosynthetic process
Molecular function (GO): tRNA methyltransferase activity; protein binding
Source: RefSeq, a predicted model, not a curated record
CACAGAUGAGUAGAUGAGAGGGGGGAGGUUCCCUUCACAUGACAGCUGACAGGCUGACGACCAGCUGAUCGUGUCCGACCACAGUGACACACGAGCGGCGGCCGCGAGGGGGCGCAAGAGCGCAGACAGGGAGAGGCGGGUCGACGGAAGUUUUGACCCCAUGCAGGAUGUUUACCUUUUUGUUUUUGAUCCAUGAACUCUUAUUGAAACAUAAAUGAAUCUUCAGAACUUCGUUUAUUGAAGACACGAACUUAAUCGUUACGUUGACAUUUAUAUUUUUCACGCUGUAGGGCGUCAAGGCAGAUUAAUGACAACAUGCCGACGACGAACAGACAGAAGAAGAAGAAGAAGAAGCAGCAGGGGAGCGACACGGCGGUGCAGGGAACCAACGACAGCAGCGUGGUGAGCAAGGUGUCGGCGGCGGCGCAAGGAUACUUCCACGACGACUUCCUGCAGCACUUUGUGUGCAAAGCGUCCCGGAGGGCGCCGCUCAUCAACAGGGGCUACUACGUGCGCUGGCGAGCGGUGGAUCACUGCGUGAGGACGUUUUUACAGGUGACUGAGGACUGCCCCAACAGGCAGAUUUUGUCGCUGGGCGCAGGUUUCGACUCGUUGUAUUUCCGCCUGCGUGCGGACGAAGCCCUGGGGGCGGUCGUGUUCGAGGUGGAUUUCCCCGAUGUCGCCCGGCGUAAGACGUCGCUCAUCUCCUCUAAUGUCUCGCUGAGGGGGAUGUUAGACUCGCAGCUACCUUCUGCCGCAGGAGCUGUGUGUGUGUGCAGCGGUCAGUACCGUCUGUUGGGGCUGGACGUCCGGGAGGAGUCUCAGGUGAAGGAGGCUCUGGAUGCAGCCGGAUUCGACUGGACUUCCCCGACUCUGAUUCUCUCUGAGGUGGUUCUCACCUACAUGGAGACACGAUGGUCGGAUGUCGUCGUCAGUUGGGCGGCGAAGCUCCUUCCUCAAUCGCUCUUCGUCAUGUACGAGCAGAUCCGUCCACACGAUCCCUUCGGUCGCAUCAUGCAGGAUCAUUUCCGGAAACUGAACUCUGCUCUGCACGCCGUGCGACAACACCCAGACGCUGCCGCGCAGAGACGCCGCUUCCUGGACAAGGGCUGGGAUCAGUGUGUGUGUCUGGAUAUGAAUGACUUCUACCUGGGACUGGUCCCUGAGGAGGAGCGUGGCCGAGUGGAGAGACUAGAGCCUUUUGAUGAAUAUGAGGAGUGGCACCAAAAAUGUUCCCACUACUUCAUCCUCACUGCGUCUCGAGGAUCUCUGAUGGCUCGGGCUUUACUCACACGUCCUGCAGUAUCUCCGGUGCCGUCCGUGAGCCCGUCUUGGAGGCCCGUGGCCCUGAGAGUGAGGCCGGUCCCAGUGAGUGUGGAGGGUCUGGGGAUGGCGUCCGCCUCAGUGGGUCCAGGACGGGUCCUGCUGACGGGCGGCUGCAGCAGAGGGGGCCGGGGGGCGGAGAGCAGGGUCGUCGUCGGAGGCCCGGGAGGCUGGAGGUCCGUCAGCGUCGACCCGUCGGCAGAUCUGGGUGUACGACUCUACCACACGGUCACGUCCGCAGGAGGAGGAGUCGUGGUGUACGGCGGUCGCUCGUCUCCUCUCCGCCCGGUCACGGACCUUCUGAAGGUGACCCUGGCCCCUGUCGGGGCCCCUGCUCCUCUGGACUCUGAGGGGAAGCUGUGUGUGGAGCAGAUGGUCUGUACGGGCGAUUCACCGCCACCAAGAUGGAGGCACACGGCUACAAUCGUCAGGCACAAAGGAAAAGACUUCCUGUUCGUGUUUGGUGGAAAGAACCAAUCAGAUGCGGCUCUGGGUGACGGACACUUCCUGUGUCUGGAUCGGCAGCACUGGACUGAGAUGCCAGUAGAGGGUGCAGCACCGGCGGCCGUCCACUCCCACUCGGCCUGCUCGUACCAGGGAGGCGCGGUGGUGUUCGGGGGCCUGGACGGACGGGCGGUGCCUCUGGGGGACACGGUCGUACUGAGGCCCACCGACGGAGGCUUCUCCUGGGACAGACUGGAGGUGCAGCCGCCCCCUGCUCCCAGAUACUCUCAUUGUGCCCGUGUGAUGGGAGAGAAGCUGGUGGUGGUGGGCGGAGUCUGGCUGCAUUCGGAGGGCGUACCUGGCGUCGUCGUGAUCGACCUCAACACACGGAGCAGCGUGGAGUUCAGUCUGGACACGGGCUCGGUGUCGUGGCCUCUGAUGCUUCACUCGUUCUGCUGCGAGCAGACGGACUCGGAGGAACCGGAGCUGCUGCUGGUCGGCGGAGGAGGAAACUGCUUCUCCUUCGGGACUCACUUCAACCCUCAGCCCGUCGCCGUGGACCUCAGGCCGGCGCUGGGGUGAAGCCAGAGACUGAAACGCUGGAGUUUAAAUCCAACCAGAGGGACGGGUUGGUGUCAUAUCGUCUGCCUGACGCUCGGACGGCAGUGGUUCCCUGCACACACGCGGUCGUAUCCAAACUAUUUUAGCUUUAGUUUUUGUCCAACGGGAGGAAGUGAAGAUGCGUCGUCCAUCUUUAUUUACAGUCUAUAUUUGAUAACAUCACUAGUUUUACAUAUUUUUCACACCAUUUCAAUGUUUUUGAAUAAAUGAACAUAAACCCACA